Moneuplotes crassus is the source of this 924-nucleotide messenger RNA. The record is from the annotation of a GenBank genome assembly. Lineage: Eukaryota; Ciliophora; Spirotrichea; Euplotida; Euplotidae.
UCCCAAUCUUCACAGAGACAAGCCUCAAAACUAUAAAAAUUAUGACAGUUCCAUUAAAAGGCAAACAUUGGGACGAAAUCACCAUAAUAAUUCUGGAAUUAUUAAAUCAUGAUCUGAGAAUAUUUCUCAGAUCAUGAGUGCUACAUUCAAAGAGGAUGACGACGAGAAUACAGAAGAGAAUGCAUAUAUUAGUGACCAGAAAGGAGAGCAGGCAUUUUAUUUCUCAGCAACUCGCCCAAGGAGCUCUACUCCAAUUGCGAGCAAUAAUUCAGAAACUCAGGAUCACAAAUUGAGUACUUCUCAGAAUCCAGGAUGUAAGAAAGUUAAUUCAAAGAAGAUCUCAACAGAGCCUUGUGAUGUAUAUGUUGAAGAGAUUCAGCAAUAUGAGCCCCAUCCAAAUGAUUUCGAUCUUGAGAAUCUUAAAUAAAAGGAUCUCCACAAAGAAGAAAAUAGAGAAAGGUGCCCUAAAUAAUCUUGCUGAUAGUGAGAGUGGCAAUACUCUCACCUACAGCAAAGUUUUUGGAACAAAUUCUCGAGAAUAUGUUAAGAUUGGGAGGGUGAAUUCUCAGGACAAUUCCUUAAUACAGGAUCAAAAUAUCGAGUUAAAAUAAGCAGGAGAACUUUGAUAGGAUCAUGGACUUCAAUCAUGAAGAGGGGAAGUUUACCUCAUAUAAUUCUCCAGAGUUGCACAAUGACAACAACUGAUCGAAUUAUUCAUCUCGUGUUGAUGAUGAGGAGACUAUGAAGAAUAACUACCUUGACUCUCCAUGUGCCAGUGAAGAAAUAUCUUGUAAUACUACGAAGAAAAAUAUCUUCGUUCAGGAAAAUAUUCUUGUAGAGGAAGGAGCAGCCUCGCUGGAAGCUGUCAGGGAAUUUGAAGAAGAAACCGAGUCUGAAGAGGGGAACAAACGAGAGAGAGAAUAA